Molecule: messenger RNA, 1263 nt
Organism: Ictalurus furcatus (blue catfish)
Lineage: Eukaryota; Metazoa; Chordata; Actinopteri; Siluriformes; Ictaluridae
Product: urokinase plasminogen activator surface receptor-like
Exons: 5
Coding region: 283-903 (206 amino acids)
Source: RefSeq, a predicted model, not a curated record
CUCAUUAUUUAUAAUUCAGUGGUGACCCUGAGCAGGAUAAAGCAGUCACUGUAGAUGAAUGAAUGAAUGAAUGAAUGGUGACUUCCAAGAAAAAGAAAGUUAAGCCCCAUCACGUUUAAAGAAACAACACCAUAGGCGUCUUUAGACAUAUUAAAUCCCGCCCUCCAUACACACACCCCGUCAUUAGAUCACUAUAAAAAGCAGGCUUCUGCCCAGAACUUACUUACAUUUGAACACCAUCUGCUUGAUCUUCACACCUCAACUUCUACAGAAACACCAACGAUGAAGUCUCAGGUCACACUCCUGCUCAUCUGCAUGCUUUUCUCAAGAGCACUGUCACUGAGUUGUCAAGUGUGUUCAUCAACAUCUGCACCAUGUCCCAAUGCACCAACUAACAUAUGUCCAGAUCAGUGUCUCACUACAACCUUUUCUGUGAACAUUAGUGGUACAACACUGACAAAUUGGUAUUUAAAGAGUUGCAGCGUGAAAGAACUGUGUGGAAGCGGAAGCCUGAACCUGGGAGUGGUGAAAGCGACUAACAACGGCCAAUGCUGCAGCACUGACCUCUGUAACACUGAAACUCCGUCAGUUAUUCCUAAGAAGGAUCCCAAUGGGAGAAUGUGUUACACCUGUGAUGCUAACAGCUGCUCAGAAAAAUUGAGCUGUACAGGAAAUGAAGAUCGCUGCAUCACUGGAUCAAUUCAACCAUACGGCAAUACCGUGCCUCUGAAAGGAUGUGUGUCCCAGAACCUCUGUACUGAGUCUAGUUCAGUAACCCUGCUAGGAAUCACUUUUUCAGAUGUGAAGUGUUGUGAGGGGUAUCUGUGUAACGGUGCUGAGACCUUCACACUGAGUUUCCUCCUCAUGCUCGUCCCUCUGCUCUCCUCUGUCCUCUUCUACUGAGCUCAGAGCUAACAAAGCUCCUUUAAAGUUUUAUAUAAUGCAAAUGUUUUAAUGGAAGUAUAAGGGUAAUAGAAAUACAAGUUUAUUUUUGGUUGUUAAGAUUUUGUUCAUUUGUCUUAGUGCUACCUGAGUUAUAGAUUACACUUCUGUUUGUAGAUCAAUUAUGAAAUCAAAAAGUCUUUAAACUUUAAGCAGCAACAUCCACAUAAAUGGUCUAACAAGUAGGAAAUGGAAUAUUUCUAACUCAGUACUAUAAAUUGUAUUCUAUUUUUCUUUAGCAAAAGCUUUAUUGUAAGAUAACCAAACUGCUUUGUGGUGUACAUGCUUAUUAAAUAUAUGUAAUAAAAGAACACGCAUAUA